AAGAAAGAAGCUUUUCAUGGUAUUCUAGUCCGAGAAAACUACCCAAAGUAGUAUGUAUUAGCGGAUUCAAGACCCGAAAAUUUUCUUUUUUUCUUGAUUAUGAUAAAAUGGGUGAAAUCUGGAACCGGUUAUAUUGGAAGUGUCUGCUUGCAUGUUCAACACCUUGCCAGAUAUCACUGACUUUGUUGUGCUGUGUUGUUUGCAUUUGCUUGGUGUUUGGCUAGGGUUAUAAAUAUACGGCCCUCACUUUCAACGCAAAUGUGGUUGAGUUUCUAGGUUUCUGAGCUGGAAAUCAAUGGCUCCUUCUGACAAUGAAGUGCUUCAAACUCUUGUGGAUGUUGGGGAUAGCCUUCUCAAUCAUCUCUCUUCCACUGAUCAGCUUCUCGCUCUUCUUGAUAAACUUGAGAAUUUAUUAUCAACUUUGGACCAAGAACCAGAUGAGGCAGUGAAAGAAGCGAUUCUACCAUCAAUGAAGGCAUUGAUUUCCAGUGAACUUUUGAGGCAUUCAGACGAGCAUGUUAAGAUUUCCGUUACAUCUUGCAUCGCUGAGAUUACUAGAAUAACAGCACCAGAUUCCCCUUAUGAUGAUGAACAGAUGAAGGAAAUUUUCAUGCUCACCGUCAAAGCUUUUGAAAAGUUGUCUGAUGUACCAAGCCAUGGUUAUGAAAAGGCACUUUUAAUAGUUGAUAAUGUUGCAAGGGUCAGAUCGUGCCUGCUGAUGAUGGACCUCGAGUGUGACGACUUGAUCAUUCAAAUGUUUCAGAUUUUCCUAAGAGUUAUUAGCCCAAACCACCCUGAGGUUGUGACCUUUGCGAUCGAAGCAAUAAUGACAAUGGUCUUGAAUGAGAGUGAAGAAAUUUCCACUGAUCUUCUUAGUCCAAUAUUAGAUAGCCUGAGAAAGGAAAAUCAGACAAAUUCACCUAUCUCUUGGUCAUUGGCGGAGAAAGUUAUUGCCAAUUGUGCUGAUAAGCUUCAGGCCUAUCUUAUGAGAGCAGUGCAGUCCACAGGCAGACCUCUGGAUGCUUUUGCUGAAAUAGUAGCUUCUAUUUGCCAGAGAGGAUCUGAAACUCUUCAGUGCAAUCAUUCUAAUGAUCCUAGAAACCCAUUGGUUCAGGAAGAUGAAAACGAGCUUUCUGUAUGCAAAGGUUCAGAUAAGCAAUCCUGUGAUGACCCGGAACCAGAUAUUGCUUGUGCAAGACAAGCUGAGACUAUUGAUGACGCCAAGCUGAACAAAAGAAAUCCCAAUUCUACUGCGGACAGUGAAAUCAUCAAAAAGAAAGCUGCAAAUAGGCAACCUCAUUCUGAUCUCACUAAGAAUGAGAAAAGAAACAACGCAAAAACCAAUUUAGAAAAUGGAAAUUCGCAGUCAGUUGAAAAAUCUAGUUCAGAAGCUGAGCUUGAUGUUAUGCCAAAGAAAAGGGGUUAUAAACCUAAUUCUUUAACAGAUACAGAAGAAGGCUAUGAUCACUCUCAGAUUUGUAUGGACAGCAAAUCCACAAAAGCUGUUCAAUUCCAAAAGGCUGGCGACAGUGGCUGUUAUUUACCACCUUCUGAGAGCCCUGCUUCCAGAAAAAAUAAUUUGCAGUUGGAGUCUGAAAAUGUGGGUGAAGUUUUUCAAGCUAAAGUUGAGAAAACCAUGAAACCCAAAAAGGCUCAUGAUAGAGGUACCGGUCUUCCACGUUCUAAAAACUCUGCAUCCCAAAAGGAUAAGUUGUUUCUGGAGCCUAAAAUUGCUGGUGAACUUUCUCAAUGUAAAACCAAGAAGAAAUCCACAAAAACAUCUCGAGUCAGAAAGGCUUGUGAUGGUGAUAUUGAGCUUUCACCUCCUGCAAACCAUAAUUUGCUAAAGGAUAAUGUUCUGAAGAAAUUUGAAAAUAAAGGCUGUGAGGAUCUAGUGUCUCAACAUGGAACUGAUAAGAAUAUUGAUGCUGCUCACCCUUCAACAAAUCAGAGCACUCCUGACAGUAGCCGUCGCAAAAGGGGUCGACCAAGAAAAAAUAGCAAUAAUCAAGGUGCUAACCUGAGGUUUGUAUCAACAACUGAGGAAGACCAUUUGACUGCACUGCAUGAGGAUAUUCCUUUGGAACCUGCUAGUCUGAGGUUGGAAAAGGAUCGUGAAGUAAUGAAAGAUGCUGAAGUGAAAAAUCGGGCACCUCUGAGGAAAAUCAAAGUUGCUUCUAAGACUGAUGAGAAUACUGCUGUGGUUACUGAAUCAAUAGCUGGUGAGAUGAGAGGUAAAACUUGUGAAGAUGAGGAGAAAGCCACGCCAGUGGUGAAUAUAGAGACAACGAAUGUAGAGGAGGAUCAGGCCUUAACUCAAACAAAUGUUAAGAAAAGGAGGAAGCUCGAUGCUCUGCCUAAUAAAGAUGUCAAUGAUUUCUGUACUGUUAAGCUAACUGAUUCUGUGGCUAAGAAACUCACUGGAGUUGAAGAAACCCCUCAAACAAGACCAAGGAGGAAGAGAACUGCUGGAAGUGUUGAGGCUGCUGAAAUGCGUGACUGCAAUGAACUUUCAGUUGGUAGCAGGAUCAAGGUCUGGUGGCCAAAGGAUAAGAGGUUUUAUGAAGGUGUUGUUGAUUCUUAUGACUCUGCCAAAGGAAAGCACAAGAUUUUAUAUGUUGAUGGUGACGUGGAAGUAUUAAACCUCAAAAAACAACGGUGGGAGCUUAUUACGGAUCAUGUCCCCCUUGAUGCAGAUCAAGAAAUUGAUCUCCAACAGAUUGAGCCAGUGACAUCAGAUAUGACCUACAUGCUGCUCAAUAUGAUUUGCUUCAGCAAGAUGCUGUAUGUGGCUGAGGUCUCAAAUCUAGGGAUACAACUAGAUUUCAACGCUCACAAAUUUUCAAACGGAUCUUUUCUUGAAAGAGAAUAGGAAUAUUUGUUGUAAGCACCAUGAAUAAUGUAGUUGUAAGGUAGAAAAACAUGUAUUGGUGUUCUUAUCAGUCACUUGGUUUAAAUAUAGUUGCUCCGUUGAUGGCAUUAAUUAAUGAUGCAGCCUUUGUUUAUUUUUUGUUUGAAUCUCCUGGCUAAUAAGUUUAAAUAUUCUGUUAAGCUUAUGCUUUUAAGUUG
This is a messenger RNA of Prosopis cineraria, 3069 nucleotides long. RefSeq names its product sister chromatid cohesion protein PDS5 homolog E. Gene Ontology annotation, biological process: mitotic sister chromatid cohesion; DNA repair. The transcript is spliced from 13 exons. Gene Ontology annotation, cellular component: chromatin; nucleus. The record is from RefSeq and is a predicted model, not a curated record. NCBI's taxonomy places the organism in Eukaryota, Viridiplantae, Streptophyta, Magnoliopsida, Fabales, Fabaceae. The coding region runs from base 296 to 2872 and encodes 858 amino acids.